This is a messenger RNA of Taeniopygia guttata (zebra finch), 2146 nucleotides long. The record is from RefSeq and is a predicted model, not a curated record. Lineage: Eukaryota; Metazoa; Chordata; Aves; Passeriformes; Estrildidae.
CGCCACACGUGACGUGGCGGCGGCGGCACAUGUGGCCGUAUUGCGGGCUGUCGGCGUCAGCCGCCAUCUUCAUUCGGCGCGCUGCGCUGGCGCUGGAGGAAGGAGGUCUGGCAGGACGCAACACAAUGGAAGAAGACUGGAAUGCGGAGAUAGGGGCCGAGGCGUUACUCCCAUCCCUUGAGAAGGUUAACUUGCUUGAGAGACCAAAUGACGCCUCAUCUGUCUUUACUUCAAGUGUAGACUCAUUUGGUUUUCAAGAAGGAAUUGAAGAAGAUGCCACUACACAAACCAGAGGGUUUAAGGGGUUUGGGCGAGGUUUUCAAGAACGAAAGGCUGUAGGUGGGGCUGGUACACAAAACAGAGAGUUUAAAGGAUUUUGUGGUAGCUUUGGACGAGGUGACAGUGGUAGAGGUAGGCAGAUGCCUCAGUCUGGAACUCCUGAGUCUAGAGAAAGGGGAAUACUCACAGAUGGUGCUGGUCCAAAGGUGACAUAUGUGCCCCCUCCUCCACCUGAUGAUGAGCAAGCCAUAUUCGCACGUUAUCAGACAGGAAUGAAUUUUGACAAGUAUGAUGAAAACACUGUUCAGGUGUCAGGACAGGACGCUCCAGCACCAUUAAUGAGUUUUGCAGACACCAAUAUGUGUGAUACUUUAACUAUGAACAUUUCUAAAGCUGGAUACUGGAAGCCUACUCCAGUGCAGAAGUACAGCAUUCCUAUUAUACUGGCAGGACGGGAUUUAAUGGCAUGUGCCCAGACAGGAUCAGGAAAAACUGCAGCAUUUCUUGUACCUGUUGUGGCCCAAAUGAUGAGGGAUGGUGUAACUGCCAGUGCAUUUAAAGAACAGCAAGAACCAGAAUGUAUUAUUACUGCCCCAACUAGAGAACUGAUAUAUCAGAUUUUCCUAGAAGCAAGAAAAUUCGUGUAUGGAACUUGUAUAAGGCCUGUUGUGAUCUAUGGAGGUACACAAACAAGCUACUUGAUUCGUCAGGUAGAGCAAGGCUGUAAUAUACUGUGUGCCACUCCAGGAAGGCUUCUAGACAUCAUUGGAAGAGGAAAGAUUGGUUUGCAUAAUGUGAAAUAUUUGGUGCUGGAUGAAGCAGACCGCAUGCUUGAUAUGGGUUUUGGUGCAGAUAUGAAGAAGUUGGUAUCUUUCCCGGGCAUGCCACAAAAAGAGAAACGCCAAACACUAAUGUUUAGUGCCACUUUUCCUGAAGAAGUUCAGAGGCUAGCUUAUGAAUUUUUAAAAACGGACUUUAUAUUUGUUGUUGUCGGAUGUGCGGGUGGAGCAUGCAGUGAUGUUCAGCAAAAUAUUCUUCAAGUUUCUCAGUAUUUCAAGAGGGAUAAACUAAUAGAAAUUCUACACAGCACAGGUAAUGAACGAACCCUGGUCUUUGUGGACACCAAGAAAAAAGCAGACUUCAUUGCAUGCUUUCUUUGUCAAGAAAACAUACCAGCCACUAGUAUCCAUGGAGAUAGAGAACAAAGAGAGAGAGAAAUAGCACUUCGGGAUUUUCGUUCUGGAAGACGUCCAGUUCUUGUGGCAACCUCAGUGGCAGCAAGAGGUCUGGACAUUGAAAAUGUUCAGCAUGUUAUUAAUUUUGAUCUUCCUUCCACCAUUGAAGAGUAUGUACAUCGAAUUGGGCGAACUGGUCGUUGUGGAAAUACAGGAAAAGCUGUUGCCUUCUUUGAUAAAUAUUCAGACGGUCAUCUUGCACAACCUUUAAUUAAAGUGCUUUCAGAUGCUCAGCAGAAAGUUCCUUUUUGGUUGACGGAAGUUGCUUUUCAGACUGAAGGAGGACGACUCCCAGUUAAUACCCAAAAGAAAUACAGAGGCAACAUGAAUACAGGAAAAGUAGAGAUGGACUCUUCAGCAAGAGAAAUUGAAUCAUGGGAUUAAACUGUUCAGCAAGAGGAAUUGAGUCAUGGGAUUAAACUAGUUUGUACUGUUUUUUGCUGUAAGUUAAAUGUUGUAUGAGGAGAUAAUCUUGUGAAGACCCAGUUCGGGAACAAGCUUUUAUGUACGGGUUCACCUAAACUUUGUUCAUUUUUUUGGUAACAUGUCAGUUAAAAAGUUUCAAUCUUGUGUUAUGAUGAUUUAAGGAUCUGUUAAAGAGUUCUGAAGCAGUUAAUAAAAGUUUGAGAAGC